Molecule: messenger RNA, 4218 nt
Organism: Spirometra erinaceieuropaei
Lineage: Eukaryota; Metazoa; Platyhelminthes; Cestoda; Diphyllobothriidea; Diphyllobothriidae
Source: the annotation of a GenBank genome assembly
AUGAUACGCGAUGCAGCACUGGAGAACAAAUUCCGAAAGCUGCCCAAUCCAACAUCGCCCAGAAACGACAAACUGGUGCACAACCUGUCGUCCAAGGAGCUGACGAAGAAUCAGAUGCAAGUUUUACGGCAUGAAGCUUCAUUUAACACGGCUGACGGCAAACCUGUUAACAUGAUUGCAGCAGUAGAAUCAACCCUUAGUCAGACGAAGACAACGGAGGAGGCUAAGAGCCUCAUCCGACACCAAGUGUCGUCUCUCCUGAUGGCCCACAGGCCAUGGGAAGUGCUUUCCAAUGUCGAACGUGAUGCGUUUAGAGAAUUCAAGGUCGACAAAGACCUGGUCAUCGUGCCACCGGACAAAGGGCGCGCCACGGUUGUAUUGGAUAGGACAGAAUACCUUCAAAAAGCCAAGGGUUUACUGGAGGGCCGACAGGUCUAUGUCCCAUGUGCAACGAACCCCUAAAAGGCGCUGACACGCGAAAUUAAUGCUACGUUGUUGGCCUUGGAGAACUGAGGUGCAAUAACACCGACCGACAGACUCAUGGCGAGACCCCAAGAUACGGCAUUGGCCCGAUUAUAUGGCCUCCCUAAGUUGCACAAAGACGGCGCUCAUCUCCGACCCAUCGUGUCACUCAAAGGGACUCCACCGUACGGACUGGCGUAGUGGCUGUUCCGGCGUCUCAAGUUCCUGACCGCCGAGUCAGACACCACGGUCUCUUCGUCAGCACAAUUCCUGGAGAAACUCAAAGGGGUAAGCCUCCAUCCAAAUGAGGUCAUAGUAACUUUUGAUGUUACAUCCCUUUUUACUUCUAUUCCCCAGGACCUGGCGAUCGAGACAAUCGAGCUGCUUCUACAAAGCAAAUACGAUGAAACGGAGAAUCGUCUUGGACACGCCAAAUUCCUUCAGCUCCUGAAGUUCUAUCUCAGGACGUACUUCACGUUCGACGGGACAAUCUACGAACAGGUGAAGAGCACACCAAUGGGUUCGCCAAUUUCGGGAUUCAUCGUCGAGGCGGUCCUACAACGGUUAGAGUCACAGAUCUUUCAACACCACAGACCGAAGUUCUGGGCCCGGUAUGUGGAUGAUACCUUCGUCGUUAUCAACCAGGAUCAACUGCUGACAUUCAAGGAACGUCUGAAUGCGGUCUUCCCGGACAUACAAUUUACGAUGGAGGAGGAAGAGAACAACCAGCUGACCUUCCUGGAUGUCCUCGAAUGCCGCAAAGAUUGUGGUGGACUAAAGAUCAAAGUGUUCAAGAAAGCGACAAAUACGAUGCAGGUACUGAACUUUAACAGAAACCACCCAAUCAGCCACAAACGCAGUUGUGUAAGGACGCUCUAUUGGCCUGUCUAAACGCACUGCAGUGUGCCGGAAGACAAGAUUGCCGAGCUACAAUACAUCCGACGGGUCUUCAAAGCCAAUGGAUACUCGCGCAACUUCAUCAACCGGUGCAUACACAAAAGUGACGAAAGGCCUAACCGCAUGGACACCAAAUGUUGGCGAGCGCUUCCGUAUGUCAAGAACGUUUCGGAAGCUGUCGGUCGCCUUCUCGCACCACUGGGGCCUGGAGUUGCACACAGACCGGAGGCAACCAUCAGGCGUCAGGUAAAGAAAACGAAAGACACACUGCCACGGCUAGAAACGUCUGGAGUCCUUUAUCGGAACCGGUGCAGUUGCGGACAAAGCAACUUCGUCAGAGAAACUGGAAGACAGUUCCGAACGAGAAUGGCCGAACUCGCUGCAGCGGUGCGGAGAAAUAAAGCCUUCUCUCAAGUUGCGGCUCAUUCGACAAGAUCCGGCCACACAUUCAAAUUCGAAGAGGCCUUAAUACUCGCAAGAGUUGACAACCGCCUGAGCCGGUAGCUACUUGAAUCAUGGUUUACUGCCCCAGUCCAUUAACAAGUGCAAUUAACUUCCCCUUCCAUACUGGGUGCUGAGACUUCGCCUAGGCGGAGUAAUUAGCCACGCGGGGAGCGCACAAGUGAACACUUUUCCCAACACCAGGGUCAGUGUGUCAGAUUGUCGAGCAAUCAUCACACCAACAUCCAACGCACGUGAUGAAUUUGCAGCAAUUAACGACUCGAAUGUCGGCCAUCAAGCAAUUAGCACACCAAGGGCGACGAUCCCGGAUGAAGGGCGAGCCGUGAAUGUUCUCAGGUAUGCGGUAGCAUGGUUACUGCAUCCUAUAAAUACUGCAGCCCCUUGUGCAUGAACCACCCCUAUUUGCUUUUGUCUCUGAUGAUAUGUUCGAGCAGGAAUCCGAAACGUCAGGCUAAUAAAGCUCUUGUCCCAAAAAUCAUGUCUCCUUCUUCAUGACGCUAAUUAUAUUAACUAUCAUUUCGGCCGGUCAACUAAAAACACGGAAUAAUGUGAGACGUUCGGUGAUAUUUCUAGUACAUCCUCUACCUCAGCGGAUCCCACCGUCGCUAAAUGCCCCAACAGGAAUGUUGUUGAAACAAAGUUCUUCAUAUACGCAGAAAAUAAUAUAUUUGUGAAUGCAUAUGCUCAGUGGGUUCAAAUUAAUGCGUGCUGAGCAUGUGACUUUAUGGAAGCCAUAAUUACUACGCCUUAUGUGUGAAAAAAUAAAAUGAAGUAUUGUUUGAUUUAAACAAUACGAUCUUGAAAAAAAUUGCGUCGAAUGCCUGCAAAUAGAUUUCCAAGCAAAUAAUCAAACAUUACGCACUUCAUUUUAUGCAGAAGGUAACAUAACACCCAUUUUGUGGAGGAUAUUUGCGACAAACAUAUGCAUAACUGUUCUUUUGAAUAAUUACUAUAUGUGGGCUGUUUCAUUUACCCAGCCAACAGCAUAUAGAUAGUCAUUACGGAAUGCCAAAAUCCGAGUUUAUUCAGUGGACAUACAUUUUUGCGUUUGCGAUAUUUCCGCUUCAGUAGGUUAGUAUUUCAAACCGGCCAAACAGAGUGUUAGUAUUUAUUUUGGGUUUUUGUUUAAUUUGAGCAGGUUCACUAUAAAUUUGAACUGGUUUGACAACAUCGACAUAUUUUAGUCAAGUUUAAGCUGAAAAGCAAAGGCAACUCAAGGCCUGCGUGAACUAUCGAAUCGACGCCAAUAAAGCGGUUUUUUCCGCUAUCGCUGUUUUGUGCAGCAGCGACUAAGAAAGAGACAGCACAAAUAAACAACUGUGCACGCAAAGGAAAUCCAGGGAUGUACCGACUGAACUGCAAUCAAGAACUUCUUCAAAUCACCGCGGCAGCCUACGAUCACCUAACUUAAGGAACCGUGACGCUUCUCAGCACUAAUGGACAGACUCUUCUAGUUAAAAUCAUUUCACAUUGUGGAGUGUCUUCGUAAGUGGCCUCAACGGAAGUGUCCUGCGAUGUCGCUAUCGACCACUUCCCUCAAGCAAGAACCAGAAGCAAAUUCGAUCUGCUGCCUUCUCUUCCAGAAGCAACCUUUCAACUCUUCAGCAGCAAGGCACCGGACUCCGACACGUUCCCAACAGACGGCCCCGGCUGAUGAAUCAACUCACAACGCUAUUCCAAAAGAUGUAAAUCGGAGGACAGGUUCCUCGGGACGUCAAGGAUGCGACAGUCGUUUAUCUCUAUGAGCGCUAAGAGAACCAGUAAGUCUGUGAUAACUUCCAAGGACUCGUUCUGCUCGAAAUCCCCGGAAAGUCCUUCACUCGCAUCCUCCUCAAAUUGGGGACUUCUGCUGGAAAGUCUGGACUCUGACGCCACUGCGGAAACACCGACAUGAUCUUCGCCGUCCGCCAGCUGCAAAAGGAGCGUUAGAGAAUGCGGACCCAUAUCUACACUUCGUACGUGGACUUGAAGAAAGCCUUUGAGGGGGUGGACUGAGAUGAAUUGGGGAAAAUCAUGCAGGAUUUCGGCUGUCCUGUGCGAUUCACUCUGCACGGCGGGAUAAUGGCGUGCAUAACGGCCAACGGGACUGUCCCCGAGGCAUUCGCAGUGACUAGUGGAGUGAAGCAGGACUGCGUAAUUGGCCCAAUCCCCUUCGGCUUCAGAUUUUCUGGCAUGCUGAUAGACGUUUAACUUGAUGAGUGCUCUAAGAUUCGCAUCGCCUACGGGGCUGACGAACAUCUUCUUAACAAUCGGCGCGUGCGGAACUCACCACGUCUCUCUACGACUUACAUGCAUGACCCGCUCUUCGCUGAUGACUACGCAGUCAACACCGUGUCAGAAGUUGACAGGCAACGGAGCAUGGAUCUCUUUGCCACGGGUGUACCCACUUCGGGCUGA